CGGAAACGGGAAAUGGAAAGAACUUUUGCGGAAAGGAGUGAUCGAUUGAGUACACUAUUUCCUUAUUUACUCUGCAUCCAGGAUUCCCCUGUUUUCCCUUCCUUUAUAUAUAGUUCAAAUUCACCUCCAAUCAUCAAAUUUCCAUAUAAAUAAUGCAAAGUAAUCUCCCUUAAAAACAAACCCUUAGCUUCUUUUUCAUUUUUUAAGCUGAAAAACAAUGCUAAACAACCAAGCUAUUUGAAGCUUCAUCAAUGGCGGACAACACCAAUAAAAACCCACAAGAAAUUGCAAUUCCUAUAUCAUCCAUAACAAAUGAGAAAUCUCCCAAAAAGGGAUUUCAGACCAAUGAAUUUGAAGCAAAACCCACAAAUUAUUCCUCUCGAUCUCUAGAAUAUUCUACUUUUAGCCCAAGCCCUAAAAAGCCAACCUUAAGAAGAAGAAACACUUUUAAGAUAGAAACCAGAUUUGGGGAACCUUCAGUUCCUCUUGACUCAAAAAUCUUGGCAAAUUUAGGUCCUAUACCGCGAUUUUUGAACCAAUCUUCCUUCUCAGAAACUUCUGGAAAACAGAGGGUGGGGCCAGAUGAGGAGGAGAUAUAUAAAAGGGUAACUGCUCAGCUGAGUAGUAGAAGGAGAUGGAGGAUGACUGCAUUAUUGUUACUUGAGUUGCUUGUUUUUCUGUUGAUUUUAGGUUGUUUGAUUUGUAGCUUUAAUGUUGAGGGUUUAAAGGGUGAAAUGUUUUGUGGGUUAGAGGUAUGGAAAUGGUUCACGCUUUUAAUGGUUAUAUUUUCGGGUAUGUUAAUAACUAGAUGGGUUGUGUAUUGCAUUGUGUUCUUGAUUGAGUGGAAGUUUCUUUUGAGGAAGAAUGUGGUGUAUUAUACUCAUGGCCUAAAGAACAUUGUUGUGGUGUUCAUAUGGAUAUUUGUGAUUCUUAUCACUUGGGUUGGGUUGUUUAAGCAUAAUUCUGAAACAUCCCCAAAUAUGACCAUGAAAACGAGGAACAUACUCGAAUUCUUUACUUGGAGUAUAGCUUCAUUACUCAUUGGGUCAUUUUUUUGGUUGAUUAAGACUACUUUGAUAAAGAUAUUAGCAUCUUCGUUUCAUUUGAAUCGGUUUUUUGAGAGGAUUCAAGAGGCUGUGUUUCAUCACUAUGUGAUCCAAACACUCUCGGGUCGACCCGUGAAUGAGUUGGCCCGUACACUAACUAGGGAAAACAGUUAUGAUUCUCAGUCUCAGGUGAGCUUUAAGGAGCAUAUAGGGAGUCACAAGGAGAAUAAGGUAAUUGAUUGGGAGAAGCUUCACCAAAUGAAGAAGGAUAAAGUACCUUCUUGGACUAUGAAGUUGUUGGUUGAUGUGGUUUCAAAUUCAGGUUUAUCAACAAUGUCUAGUAUUCUCAAUCAAGAUACAGUUGAAGGUGGGGUUGGAUUAAAUGAUGAUGAAAUCACAUGUGAAGAGGAGGCUAUAAGAACUGCUGUUCGGAUAUUCUACAAUGUGAUCGAUGAGGAUAUGAAUGAUAUCAAUGAACUCUAUAUUGAUGGAAGUGAUCUCCAUAGGUUCAUGAUUUGGGACGAGGUGGAACUUGUUCUUCCAUUAUUUGAAGUGAAUGAAAAAAACCAGAUUGAUUGGAAAGCCUUUUCCAAGUGGGUGGUACGAGUUUACAAAGAUCGACAAGCACUGAAACACGCUUUGAAUGACAACAAGACUGCUGUAGAUGACCUAAACAAGCUAUUGAAUGGAGUCCUGGUUAUUGUAAUGACAGUACUCUGGCUUGUUCUGACAGAAGUUCUUACAACAAAAAUGCUUGUGUUCUUAUCUUCACAGCUUUUGGUGGCUGUUUUUGUAUUCGGAAACAGUUGUAAGACCCUUUUUGAAGCGAUUAUAUUUGUUUUCGUUAUGCAUCCAUUCGAUGUUGGUGAUCGUUGUGUUAUUGACGAAACACUGAUGGUGGUUGAAGAAAUGAAUAUCUUAAUGACAAUAUUCUUGAAAUGGAACAUGGAAAAGGUAUGCUAUCCAAAUGCAGUUUUGGCUACUAAAUCUAUUGGGAAUUACUACAGGAGUCCAGAUCAGGGAGAUUCAUUCAAGUUUUCAAUCGAUUAUAGAACUCCACUCCCAAUGAUUGAACAACUCAAACACCGAAUUAAGCUGUACGUGGAGCAAAAUUCACAUUAUUGGCAUCCAGAGCAUAGUUUGGUUGUUAAAGAGAUCGAGAAUAUACAUAAGAUUAAAAUGGUUCUCUUUUUCACUCAUACUAUGAACUUCCAAGACAUCACUGAGAAGAGCAGGCGGAGAUCUGAAUUUGUGUUGCAAUUGAAGAACAUAUUUGAUGAUCUCGAAAUCUCUUACCAACUACUACCUCAGGAGAUUCAUCUUACUAAAAUGGCCUCAAAUUAUCUUGUUUGAUAGCCCAAGACUUCAUUUACACGCUUAUGUUAUAAAUACACGUUUACACCCAUAUAUUAAUUUGAUCGACUUAUGUAGUUAUGUCUCUCUCUAGAACCCUAUAGAAAUGAGUUAGAGUGUGUUUGAGUGUGAAUAAUCUGUGCAUAAUGACAAUGAUAAGUAUUUAUAUCACUGGCAUGAAAUGAAACAGCUAUUUUCUUCACCCGGUCUGGUCUGAUU
Spinacia oleracea (spinach) is the source of this 2618-nucleotide messenger RNA. RefSeq names its product mechanosensitive ion channel protein 10. The record is from RefSeq and is a predicted model, not a curated record. The coding region runs from base 252 to 2399 and encodes 715 amino acids. Gene Ontology annotation, molecular function: mechanosensitive monoatomic ion channel activity. Gene Ontology annotation, cellular component: plasma membrane. Lineage: Eukaryota; Viridiplantae; Streptophyta; Magnoliopsida; Caryophyllales; Amaranthaceae. Gene Ontology annotation, biological process: monoatomic anion transport; transmembrane transport; detection of mechanical stimulus. The transcript is spliced from 5 exons.